AAAUAUAAAUAAUAAAUAUAAAAUAUAUAUAUAUAUAUAUAUACAUAAAAUAUCAUUUUUAUAAAAUAUUUGGAGAAGAAAAUGCAAGAUGAUUAAUAAGGGAAUUCUCCUGAUUAAUGAGGAAUAUUGGUGUCAUUAUUUUGGUUAAAUCUAAAAUAGAUGAAAUAUUUUGGUUUAUUUAAUAAUAAAGAUUGUUUAUUGUUUUUCAUUUAUCUGGAAUUUUCUGUGGAAAUCAGCAGCAGAAUUAUUUUUCCUCCAGAGUAAAAUAGAUGAAAUCUGUACAUGGAGGAGGAUCUGAGACCGAACCGGAGCUCUGACUUCAUCUUCAUCACAGCUUCCUCUUCAUCACAGCUUCAUCUUCAUCACAGCUUCAUCUUCAUCACAGCUUCAGCUUCAUCACAGCUUCCUCUUCAUCACAGCUUCCUCUUCAUCACAGCUUCCUCUUCAUCACAGCUUCAGCUUCAUCACAGCUUCCUCUUCAUCACAGCUUCAUCUUCAUCACAGCUUCAUCUUCAUCACAGCUUCAGCUUCAUCACAGCUUCCUCUUCAUCACAGCUUCAGCUUCAUCACAGCUUCCUCUUCAUCACAGCUUCAGCUUCAUCACAGCUUCCUCUUCAUCACAGCUUCCUCUUCAUCACAGCUUCAGCUUCAUCACAGCUUCCUCUUCAUCACAGCUUCCUCUUCAUCACAGCUUCAGCUUCAUCACAGCUUCCUCUUCAUCACAGCUUCAGCUUCAUCACAGCUUCCUCUUCAUCACAGCUUCCUCUUCAUCACAGCUUCCUCUUCAUCACAGCUUCCUCUUCAUCACAGCUUCAGCUUCAUCACAGCUUCAGCUUCAUCACAGCUUCCUCUUCAUCACAGCUUCCUCUUCAUCACAGCUUCAGCUUCAUCACAGCUUCAGCUUCAUCACAGCUUCCUCUUCAUCACAGAGACUCACCCCUGGUCAGAGACUCACCCCUGGUCAGAGACUCACCCCUGGUCAGAGACUUGCCCCUGGUCAGACACUGCUCUGAGUUUCAGUGCUGUCUGUAAUGUGUUGAUGUUUCAGUAAUGGUGGACUCUAAUCCUCAUGGAACACCUCCAUGUUCUGUUUUUUUUUUACUUUUCCUCCUCACAGUUUCUUAACGCAGUAAAAACGAUGAUGUCAUCAUGAUGUUCUGGACCGGAGCUGGACCUUUCUCUUUCAGGAUGGGAGAAAGAGUGAGAGUCAUUAAUGCUGUAAAUAUUACUGAGGAAUAAAAUAUAUAAAUAAAGCUUUCUAAAACCAGUCAGUGUUCAGUUCAGUCAGUGACUCGGUGUGGAGUUCAGUGCGAGUGAACGAAUCAGUGACUCAGUGUGGAGUUCAGCGUGAGUGAACGAGUCAGUGACUCAGUGUGGAGUUCAGCGUGAGUGAACGAGUCAGCGGCUUAGUGUGGAGGUCAGUGUGAGAGAACGACUCGGUGACUCAGUGUGGAGGUCAGUGUGAGUGAACGACUCGGUGUGGAGUUUAGUGCGAGUGAACGACUCAGUGACUCAGUGUGGAGUUCAGCGUGAGUGAACGAGUCAGUGACUCAGUGUGGAGUUCAGCGUGAGUGAACGAGUCAGCGGCUUAGUGUGGAGGUCAGUGUGAGAGAACGACUCGGUGACUCAGUGUGGAGGUCAGUGUGAGAGAACGACUCGGUGACUCAGUGUGGAGGUCAGUGUGAGUGAACGAGUCAGCGGCUUAGUGUGGAGGUCAGUGUGAGAGAACGACUCGGUGACUCAGUGUGGAGGUCAGUGUGAGAGAACGACUCGGUGACUCAGUGUGGAGGUCAGUGUGAGUGAACGACUCGGUGUGGAGUUCAGUGCGAGUGAACGACUCAGUGACUCAGUGUGGAGUUCAGCGUGAGUGAACGAGUCAGUGACUCGGUGUGGAGGUCAGUGUGAGAGAACGACUCGGUGACUCAGUGUGGAGGUCAGUGUGAGUGAACAACUCGGUGUGGAGUUCAGUGCGAGUGAACGACUCAGUGACUCAGUGUGGAGUUCAGCGUGAGUGAACGAGUCAGUGACUCGGUGUGGAGGUCAGUGUGAGUGAACGACUCGGUGACUCAGUGUGGAGGUCAGUGUGAGUGAGUCAGUGACUCUGUGGAGGUCAGUGUGAGUGAACGAGUCAGUG
This is a messenger RNA of Hemibagrus wyckioides, 2134 nucleotides long. RefSeq lists its product as uncharacterized. The transcript has 2 exons. The record is from RefSeq and is a predicted model, not a curated record. NCBI's taxonomy places the organism in Eukaryota, Metazoa, Chordata, Actinopteri, Siluriformes, Bagridae. Bases 283 to 1032 code for a protein of 249 amino acids.